This is a messenger RNA of Acaulospora morrowiae, 897 nucleotides long. The record is from the annotation of a GenBank genome assembly. NCBI's taxonomy places the organism in Eukaryota, Fungi, Glomeromycota, Glomeromycetes, Diversisporales, Acaulosporaceae.
AUGUAUUUCUCGAUUCCUAACAAUAUAAACUAUUCGGUCAUUCUCCCAAUUCUCUUGCUUCUUUUUGUUAGCGAUGUCUUGGGGCACGGUCGUAUGCUAACUCCACAGAUUAGAAUUCCCCCGGGUGAUGAAAAUAACGGAUUCACUCUCUCAAACGGGCCAACCACAAUUGAACCAUGUGCCGGAAAUCCGCGGGGUCCUGUGUUGAGCAACUUUCAAUCCGGUCAAAUCAUAUCAAUAUCGUGGACUAUUACAGCUGCUCAUCGUGGCAGUUGUAGCAUUCAGCUUUCCACAACGGGCCAAGACUCGAACUUUCAAGAGCUUAAAUCCUAUCCCAAUUGUGCAGAUAACACCGGUACUUUCUCCGACUCUGUGAAAUUACCUGACGGUGCUUCAUGCAAUAACUGUACCAUUCGUUGGGUAUGGAAUGCACUACUUACCAAUGAAUUAUACUUGGACUGCGCCGAUGUCAGUAUUGGUGAUGGUGCUAAUAGUGGUGAUACCACAUCUGCAACAACGUCGACAGCAUCCGUAACGUCCACAUCUGCAACAACGUCGGCAGCAUCCGUAACGUCCACAUCUGCAACAACGUCGGCAGCAUCCGUAACGUUCACAUCUGCAACAACGUCGGCAGCAUCCGUAACGUUCACAUCUGCAACAACGUCGGCAGCAUCUGUAACGUCCACAUUUGCAACAACGUCGACAGCAUCCGUGACGUCCACAUCUGCAACAACGUCGGUAGCAUCCGUAACGUCCACGUCUACAAGACACACAACGACAUUACUGACAGCUGAGUCAUUGGCCACCAAAACUCUAGGGAUAUACGAAAAGAAGAAACAUGAAUCCCACGGAAAGAAAAUGAAGGAGAAAAAACAUAGGAGGCAAAGUAAAAAGUAA